AAUCACAAUGUCCGUAAACCACGUUUGUCGCUUCAAGGGAGACAAUUCAGGACGGCCAAUAUUUCGUGGAAUUGAAAUCCAGACAUUUCUAUGUGAUUUGCUCGCCAUAAACUGUAAAACUCUAUAGAAAGUCCCUAGAUUCAUAGAAUUGAUAUGAAUUAAAGUUUAUUGAAAGUCCACAAAAGAAGUUGUCUUGAAGUUUGGGACAGUCAUUGAGUAAACGAAUAGAUGCUCAAAUCUUUAAUGAAAUUAUUGUUAUAAUUCUCAACCGGUUGUAAGAGGUAUCGACUAACUAAACUGGUGGGAAGACUGUUGAUGACUUACUGAGAAGGUAGGGCUUUAAUGUAAGACAAGUUCCUUUUCUUGUCUAGCUGUAAACAUUUUCCUUCCAGUAACUUAUAGGAGAAAAAUCUUUUUGGGUGGUUAUCAAAACUUCAGACAUGGAUUUCUUUCCAAAGAAAAAUACUGGUUCGUAUCGGUGUGAGGUAUGCGACGUUACUGUGAACUCGGAGGUACAAUUGGUGCAGCAUCGAACAGGGAAAACACAUUUACGUAAAAUGCGUUCAGAUUUACCGGCUGAUGAAGCAGGUAGAGGAUUUCGUGGCAAAGAUGAGGAAGAGAUGGACCCCAUUACACAGGCUGUAGUCAACAAUGCUUUGGGUAAAUUAGCAACCAAGCGGAAAGCAACCCCAAAAAAAUGGAUCUACGUGGCCGGUUUCAGAUUUCGCAGAAGGAAAAAGAAAAAGUCAAAUGUUAACAAUUCUGACAAUACAACGACAGCUCAGGUAACUUGCAGCCAUUGUAACCGGACCUUUAACUCAGAAGCCCAAGCUGCUCAGCAUUAUAAUGGAUUGCGGCAUGCAAAGAAAGUAAAGAUGGUGGAGAAUACAAAGAAUAUGGAGACAGAUGAGGAUUCUCCUGAUAGAGACACUAAUGGAGAAGAUUUAGGGAAAAAAUUAGGUUUGUUUUUCUGUAGCUUAUGUAACAUUUCUGUGAACUCUAUGCAACAGUUGGAAGCUCAUAAGAGUGGCAAUAAGCAUGGAAAUAAAAUGCAGAAAUUAGAUGGCAAAUGUCUUGAUGACAAAGAUGGAGACUCUCUAGAGUGCAAAGAUGAUGACUAACACUUGAGUUUUGCCUGGUUUCAUAUGCCUCAUGUUGGCACAUUGGAGAUGGGUACUGUCUUCAUCUAUUAAUGCUACUAUUUCUACUGUUAACCACCACCACCAACAACAACAACAACACUACAUAUUCAGAGCAGCUUACUUUCUGUCUACCAAUUUAGUUAUUGUCAUUUUAUUAAAAAAAAACAAAAUACUGGACACUCUUCCAUUUAUUUUUCCUUUGAAUUUUUAACAAGUUUUUUUUUUCUAACCUUCCCUGUUAGGUUUUUAAUUUUUCUUUUGUGUGUAUAGCUUCCCACUGUCUCCUUUAUGGUUGGCUAUUUACAGAAAGGACUGAAUCUGACAAAGACAAUGUGUCGAAACCUUUUAACCUCCCAGUUGUAACUCAUUCUUCACAAUUUAGAGAACAAAACCCUCUAACUUUUUAUAUGUUGCCAUUUACUGUAACAACAACAAUAGCAAACACAGCUCACACACACUCACACACACUCUUCAUAUCCACAUGUUAUAUAGCCAAACUCAUUUUAAUUUUUAUGAAUUAUUUUGUUCCCUACAUCCAUAUUUUGUACAUUAAGUCUUUUUUUUUUUUGUCUUAUGAUGCCAGUGAUUCACAUGUAAGUAAAUGUUGUUUUGCUGUUGUCUUUAAAAAAAGAAAAAAUCUCUGAAGUUUAAUUUUAGUUCCAUUUGUUUAGUGUGUAUGUUUGUGUGUGUGUUUAUGAACAAUUUAACUUAGUAGGCCCUUGUGAAGAAUUGUUCCUUCUACAAAAGAUUUUUUGAUUUAGGUUUUAGUGGAUCAGGAUAAUUCUAAGAAUGAAACGAACCGUCUCUCUCUUCUACCAGAAUAAGAUGAAUUUAUAUCUAUCUAUUCGUAAGAAAAUGAGAAUUCUACCAACUGAAAUCCUUCAUCAUAACACAGUAAAAUUUUAUUCUUUUUAUUCCAAGAACUGAUUUCACAGAUUUUAUUCAUUUGAGCUGAAAUGAAAUUACUUUGAUCUUCUACUGCUAUUCUCUACUCUGAACUAACCCCCUUAUAUAAGGGCGUCUGUAUGUACCACUAGCUGUGUGUGUGCGUGUGUAUGUAUGUUAGUGUACCACUUAAUGCUAAUAUUGAAAUAGCAAACACUUCUCCCAUUAUUCCAUUUAUUUGAAAUUAUCUUUUAGUUUCUUCAGUUUUGUGUUUAUAAGUAAUUUAACAGGGUAUCUUUUAUUCCGUUUUCUUUUGUUUGUUUCCUCUCUUUUGUAUCAAAAUAUUUAUAUCUCAGUAUUCCACCAAGAACAAAUUUUCAUCAGGUUGUGUUUCUAGAAUUUUGUUUAUUCAACAUAACAUUCUGAUACAUUUGUGUUAUUUAAACAUUAUCUUCAUUUAGUUUUUCUCCUUACAGAAUCACCUGGCUAAUAUUAGACAAUAGAAGGCAUUUAAUGGUAAACCUCUCCCCCUACUAAAGUAUAAAAUAUAAGGCAACAAUUCUUAUGCUUAAUGUUAGAUUGGGGGUUGUUUGUUUCCCUACUCUUAACAAGUUUUCUUCUGAUAAUUUUAUUGUAAUCUCAGUUAAUUAAGCUCUUUAGCCAAUGUAACCUGUUGUUUAGGUGAUCUUGUUAGCAUCAUACCUUGACAUCAUCAUCAUUAUUAUUAUUACAGUCUACCUGUGACUCUGGGAAUUGGUGUGUGUAAAGCAGGUUUAAUUGACAAACAUGCCUUCACCCACUGAAAUUUUAGUUACCUUUUUAUUAUUCCAGACAUAUCACAGCAAUUGCGAUGUUAGACAGCAAAUAGACAGGUGGAUGUCCUUCCUGCUACUCGUGAGCAAAUCCUGAAGUAGUUUUAAAUACACAUCAUAGCCAUUUAAUUUUUUUCUCUUCAAUGGUGUUAACAUAUAAAUUUGCUGCUAACAUAAUUGAAGUUAAUUUUCUACUCAUCCUUUGAAUGUAAAACUUAGGCAGUGGUAGCUUUUAUGUUCUGAUAUAAUAGCUGGAAAUAAAUUGUGCAUUCUGCCCAAUUUGUGUGUAAAUGUGUACAUAUAAGAAUAUUCCUACUGCGUACAGAGGUGCCAUUCAGUAAGGGCAUAGAAGGACAGUACAUUGCAUUUCAGAUUGCUGUGCAAAUGGGAUUUGUCUGUUUCUGAUGACUGUUUUAUUAAAAAUUUAGUGUUACAAGUAAUUAGGUGGUGUUGUAGAAAAUGGUCAACUCUGCUAACUUCCAUCCUUGUUUGGUUGUUAAUUCUAUCUACAUUUUCUGAGAGAGAAUGUGACUGAACCCUUUUAAAUAAGAAACAUUUAAUUUCCAACUCUUACAUCAGUUCUCUCUCUCUCUCUCUCCCCCCCCUCCUUUAAAAUUCCUAAGCUUCAACCAUUUUUAUACAAACCCCAGUUUAGAUAA
Molecule: messenger RNA, 3498 nt
Organism: Octopus sinensis (East Asian common octopus)
Lineage: Eukaryota; Metazoa; Mollusca; Cephalopoda; Octopoda; Octopodidae
Product: zinc finger protein 385B
Exons: 11
Coding region: 441-1121 (226 amino acids)
Cellular component (GO): nucleus
Molecular function (GO): zinc ion binding; nucleic acid binding
Source: RefSeq, a predicted model, not a curated record